UGUUGGCGUCAAGAGUCUUAUGUCUUCGACCGCAAGUCGAGUGCCACCACACGCGGGAAUUAACGCUCUCCGUGGUCAACGAGCCACCCUUCCUGCCGGCAGGUGCGCCAAUCUCAAAAGCGUACCUGAAGAUCAUGUGCGCAUCUCAAGGGGAUUGUAAUCCCGGGGGACGAGGAUUCUGCACUGUAAUGCACCUCUUCGGCGGAAGAGGGUUUUUGUCUGUUGCAUCCCAACGCAGGUAAGAAGAUCUGAUGUUACCUCGAAGUCAACCUACUUAUCGUAGAACACUCGUAUGGAUUGUGAAAUAUUACUGCAUUUAUUUGUAAUAGGAACCUCUUCACUUAAUAGGGCAAAUAAAUGGGUAAUCAACCGCAAUAGAGAAGGAUUCAAAUUCAAAAGGUAGGGUUGCUUUUGGGCAUUAGAGUUUAAUGCUUGAGCAUAUAAUAAUGGAAGCUGAAUUUUUGUUGAUGUAGAAAAUAUUAGAAGGCAUUGAUGCAUUUGUUGGGGCACAAUCUUAUAUAUAUUUUGCAGUUGGAAUUAAGGGAAGCAAAACUGGUUGACCUCCUACGGUGGUCAACACAGGAAUUUGGACGGUCUAAUAGGUAAUAGGUUAAGUAAUAUAUCCUAGACUAAAAGAUUGCUUGAUAUCCAGAAGUGCUGAAGAUGUAGUUUCAGCACAUAGAAUCUGAAUCUUCACCAAAAUGAAGAUUUUUCAGCAAUAGAUUGACAGAUGUAGUUUGCUAUUUUUUACACCUAUUAAUCUGAAUCUUCAUCAAAAUGCACAGACUCCACAUAUCAUGAUUUGGCAUUUGAAGUACGAGAAUGUUGGAAAACAACAAGAUUCCGGCAGGGCAGGCGAAGAAUUUUACUUGCUUUCUUGAAUUAAGAUCAUUGUAUGAUGUGUUGUGGGUAACCAAACUGUUUGAUGUUAGUGGUUGAGGAAGAGUGUUGAAAAGGAGCCAUGGAACUGGUUAGGUGAGUGUGAAAGGUCCAGCAUAAGGGAAUCUCUCACCAAGAAGGUGUGAACGCACCAUUCCUAUGAUAUCUUCCACUAAAUUCUUUGCAGAAGUGAUUCUAUCCUCUUACCUGGAAGUGUGAACACACCAUUCCUAUGGUAUCUUCCAUUAAAUUCCCUCUCUCUCUCUCUCUAGGGUAUCUUUCACUGAGUUCAGUUUGGAAAGGUGUCCUUAUGGCAUGAUUCUUUCACUUUUAAGUGUUUGAUCCUUUCCAGCUUUCUUUUGCUGCCCACUGGAUUGGAUAUAUUGUGGCUUGCUAAUUCUAGGAUCAUAUCCAACUUCCAGGAUUAUAGAAGUUAGGUCAAUGCUAGACAUGGAUUGGACUUAUAAUAUUCAUGCCCCACCUUCAAUUGACUGCUAUUCCUAACUCAUGUGUCAAUUACAAGGCUGCACAUUGAGUGCAAAAAAUUUAUCUAUGGGUACUGCUGACUGGACAAUCUCAAGCCAUUCUGUAUUUCUUUAAUUCUUUAUUUCUUUUUCUGAAGAAAAGAUAUUAGGUGAGGUGUCAACCUCUGUAUCUAGUCUGCCCAUAGUUUAGGAUGGAUAUUUUAGAAUGUAAACUAUAAAUUCUUGAUGAGUUCCUAUAGCUAAUUUUUUAAAAAACUAUCAGAUUACAUCAGUCCAUUUAUCAGUAAGGUUGAAGAUAAUUAAGAAUGGUUUUUUUUCUACCUUAAAGAUGGUUAUCAUUAGCAUAUUAUGGUAGAUCACAGCAACCAUCAUGUAGAGGUCAGAGAAGUCUAAGCCAAGAAUUAGUGUACUUGUUUUGUUCUUAACCAAAAGUUAUUAUACAGGUGGUUGGCAGUAUUUAGGUUACUAGAUGAGAUGUAUGAUCACAUGAGAGAUUCAAUUUGACAGAAACUAUUCCUGCUCCUGAAGUAGCAGUAACGUAAGUUAAGGGAGCAAAACAUGACUCUUUUAAUGAUCUAACUAAGUGUGAGACAGCAAGGUCAUCAUGUUGUGUCCUCAAAAAGAGAAAAAAAAGUUUAUCAUCUUCGGAAAUAGGUGUUGUGCAUGACUUAACAGAGAAAAGAAUUAUGACAGGAAAGGGAAAUGAUAGUAACUUGUUCGUUGUUUUAUCAUCGAGGACAAAAAUGCAAAUCUGAUUUCUUAAGUAAUUGAUGAAUCAAAUAAUGAAACAAGUAGGUUGUACAAUUCUCUACAAGAAAAUAAGUGAUAAAUCUUUCAAUAUUGGUAUUAAACUUAAAAGUUUAGGUCUAAGAAAAAUCAGUCUUGUCCUUGAAGACUUCAUUGAAGUCAGGAUAGGAUAAAAUCAUAAGGCAGACUAAAAAGAGAGGGCAAAAAGAAGUGUGAAAAGGGCAUCUGAGGGAAUCUCGGCAUGACCAACAAGAACACAGUAAGUUAUUUAAUAUAAUAUAAUUUUCUCUAGUUUUACGUAGAUGUUAAUGUCACAGCUAUGUAGCACAGUUUUCCUAAUAUUAAAACUUAUAACUAUGUGCAAGACUUGUUGAAAUUUUAUCUCGGUAAGUUGGGUGCUGUCCCAGUCUUUAGUUACUUUCCAACUCCACGUUUGAAAUUGGGAGUUUCAUUCUUAUUUGGCAUUGCUUGUCAACCAUUCUGUCUGCUUCUGUGUCAUUAUUUGAGUUGCAUUGUUGUUUGCCAAAGUGAAGAAGGAUAAACAAUCAUUGAUACUUAUAAAAUAUAGCUAUCAGUAGAGAGAUUCCAAACUGUGGGCGGUAUGAACCAUUCAUUGAACCAUAUCAACUGCUAGUCAAUAGGGCUUCCGAUAUUGUUCAAAGGCUUUACUGGUUGUAAAGCAACUCAAAAACAGUGGCUGCUAAAAUUUUUCUGUCAGAUCUUCGAGAAACUAUAAUAAAAUUUCUGCACCUAUUAUGAUCUUUAGACUGAUAACAAUGAUCUAUGCAGCAAUUGCUUUGUGCUUUGUACAGCUUUUCUAACAAAAGAAACGAGCCAAAUAGAUCUAGCAUAUAACUUACAGCUAAAAACUCACAUAAGAAUGUUGGAGAUGAGAUGAUUCUAUGAUCCAAAAUUCCAAGUAGAUCUUAGUCUAGUAGUUGACCCUGAAUAUACAAAUUGGUUUUUCUAUACUCUUAAACUGCAAGUGAUGAUUUCCUCUUGUACCAUUUUCGUCAGCAGAAGUAGGUCUUCCUAUUGAAAGUGAAAGGAUACUACUUCUUGAUUGAUUAGCCAACUUGUACUGAGUGAUUUUUAUCAAACAAAAUAGUUGAGGCUGACAUUUAUUUGGCUUGGAUUUUCGACACAAGAACAAAAGUCUUGUCCUAAAUUCAAUGUCAUUCUCCUAUCUUUACAUUAGAACUGCCAUCUUCCAAAGAGCCUUUUCCAGAGCAAGUUGUGCAGCACUUGAUUAGGGUUAGGGGGAAAAUGCUUGGCCUCAAACACAUUGACCACAAAUAAUUUAGAUAAGAAUCCUUUAGUCAACAUAAUUGGCUUACAGUAGCAAGUAAGGUACUACUAUCUACCUGAACUUGUAAAGAGUCAUUUUAAGCCUCUGUUUCUGUACAUGCCCUUCUCCAUCUGAAUUCCAAGUUUUGAGGUCACUAAGGUUCCAUAUGGAGAUACAUAUUAGUGAUAAAUCAUGAUAUGAUUUAUAACAUUAGCAAUCAACAAAAAAUAAGCAUUCUUCAAGUUAUAAAAUAUUGAUAAAAGAAAAUGGCAUAUUGUUUAAAGAACUAUGCUAUGACAAAAUACCGUCCCUAAAGCUUCCAAUGUAGAGGCUAACUUACUGUGCUAUCAUCAUAACAGCAUUUGUUAUGGUACUAUUGCUUCUCUCUUAUGGGAGAUUUGGCUAGUUUACAAUUAUUUCAAGAAAGAAUCUGUUUUAAUCUUGAACCAAGCCUUACACAAGCCUAUGAUUCAAGCUGAAAAUUAUAUAUGAAGCUCGACGAACCUCAAUUCAAGAUGAGAUUAUACUUGCAUGCGCUUUUUUUGUAAUUUUAUAUCUUUAUGAAUUACCAUAGGUUUUACCUUAACAAAAUUUGAUUCCAUAUGAACCUUAACUUGGUUCAUAUGGAUUCAAAUUGAAAUCUGAGUCAACACCUUCUUUAAAAGGUUUUGCAGUGUGUAAAUACUGAUUUUAGCUGCAGUAUAGCUAGAUUUAAAGAUUCAAACAUGCUCUUUUUUUCUCUUCUUGCCUCUUCAUUUUUUUUUAUCGUUCUUAGUGCAAAGUAUCUCCAAUUUUCUAUAGGAGUUUGAAUUUGAGUUCAUGCACCCUUCCGUCUCCCAUGGCACAUGGUUUCCAUUUCGGUAUUCCGGAGUUGCAUGUGGGUGACAAACUCAUGCUCCAUAUACUACAAGUUUUAAAGCCUCCAUAUAUCACACAAUCUAUUGAGUUGUGCACAAGGAAAGCUGUUCACAGCCUCAAAAUGUAGUUCACAAGUCAGUCUGUCACCAACAUUUAUCGAGUUUUAAAGGCCUCCAUAAAUCACACGAUCCAUAGAGUUCUUCAGAAGGAAACCCUGUUAGUUCACAGCCUCAAAUUCACCUGAGAUGUCACUCCAAAGAGUAGUUCAUAAUUCAAUCUGUCACUAACAUGUAACCCACACUGCCGUCUGUUUCAGGUUCAUGGUCCCUGUUCUUAGACAAAGCACCAUGCCAAAUGUACUCAUACAUUGGAUGUGGACAACGUCCCUUCAUUCAACACUCAACAUGGCCAGUUUCAUGUAAACAUCCAGACAUUAAAAACAAACCUAAUACUCGCACAAGAAUCUCAUUAGGUUUUCUUAUGAUCUUCCCAUUUACCGUCAUUCACAUGCUGACCCGGACUGGUCCAUGUAUGAAUGGCAAUGUUAUCCAAUCUGUCACUCCGGUUUCCUUUUUCUUCUUGAGCUCAGUACCGGGUAAGAUGACCUUUCUGAUCCAAAAGAGAGAGAGAGAGAAAGAUAAAGAAGCAUAUUGCAAGAUUAUGCUCCAGAUAAAAAAAAUCAGCUAGUUAUCUUUUUGCUUGAAUAGGCCCAAAUGCAUUAGCUAAGUUUCCUUGUGGAUUGGGCAUCUGCUUCAAAAGUUCUCUUUAUUCUUCUGGAUAUUAACAAGUUUUCUUCAGAUGAGACAUGAGGGAUUUGAGUCGUAGUGCACUGAUCACGGACUCAAAGUUACAUUCUCAAUUCAUUCACGGAGUAAUCUGAAGCUGAAAAACUAGAAGCUACGUAUUGCAAGGUAUGUGAUCGUCCUCAACAAAAGUCACAACAUGCGGCGCUCAUCAUAGACAUUUUGUUCUCUUGCAGGCAGAUAAUUGGAUGAUGCUGUGAGUCCCAUGGGCUCUUCGUCUGUUGUGACCGUCCUCAGCUUGUCUUGUCAGUAUGACAGCUCCUGUUCUGCUAGCUUUUUCAGAACAUGGGCGGGCCAUCCCCACGACGAGCUUCUUAAUUGACCUUCACCAGCAAUCAUUAUUAUUGGAUAGCUUUGUCUCGUGGGGAAGAGAUCAGAGACUCAUUGUUUUCAUCUCAAGAAAAAGAUGCCAAUUGUUCGAUUCCUUGAUGAACAAGACUGUUUCAUGCAUGCAUGUCAAACUUUUUCUCCUUUUGCCAGUGCCACAGAGGAAAUGAUGGAGUCAUCGACACUGAAGGCACAAUUCCCGGAAGUUGCCGCUCCGGCGAGCCGCUCUCCCAAGACCAUAACGCUGCGUCCCUCCGACGAUUCCCUGCCCGGACGAGCUCGCUACCUCCGCCGUCAAAUCAAGAAACCUCCUUUCUCAGGUGGGAGGCGGAGCUUCCCCGUCACUCCCCACUUGAGUUGGAAGCUGGACGAUGCGGAACGGUUGGUGCGGAAGCCUGAGCGGGUCGGUCCGAGCGGAGAAGGUCGACGGGAUGACAAGAGUGCCGCAGGAAGGCUGUUGACUGGAUUAUCGGCGAGGAAGCUCGCGGCGGCGUUGUGGCAUUUUCAGGCGGCAGAGGUUAGUGGUGGCGGGCGGGAACGCCGGAGAGCUCGGCUAGGGUUGGAGCCUGAUCCAAGGAUUCUUCGCCUUCCAAAUGUCUGUCAUCAUGAUAGAACAGGCCUCCUCAGUAGCAUCAGUAAUGAGCUUGUUAGUUCUAUCUCAUCCGACCCGAAAGCUACUUCACGGAAGCUCGAAGCAUCUGCUUCAUAUCUCGAUUUGGCAAUGGAGAAAGCAACAAAAUGGGAGGCUGGGUGCUUAAGGUCUUCGGAUAAGGUUUAUCACAAUGAUGGUCACCUAAAGCUUCCCAAGGAUUGGCUGACGACUACUUCCAUCAUUUCUAUUCUUCAGGCAGAGCUCAAGCAGGCUCGUCACCGCAUUAAUGAGCUUGAAAAUGAGAGACGAUCUGCCAAGGAAAAGCUUAAUCACUUCUCGAGGAAGCUUGCGGUUGAGAAGGCUUCAUGGCAGAAUAGAGAGAGUAGAGAGCAUGAGAAAGUUCUGAACAUUAUUGAAGUCAUCAAGGAUGACCUCAGUAGAGAGAGGAAAGGUCGGAAGAGAGUGGAGAUCAUGAAUUCCAAGCUUCUACAUGAGCUUGCUGAGGCCAAGUUAUUAGCAAAGCAGUACUUGCAAGACUAUGAGAGGGAGAAGAAGGAACGUGAGCUCAUUGAGGAGGUAUGCAAUCAGUUUGCAAAGGAGAUCGGGCAUGACAAAGCUGAAGCAGAAUCUUUGAAGAGAGAAUCUACAAAAAUCCAGGAAGAAUUGGAUGAAGAGAGAAGGAUGCUGCAGAUGGCAGAGGUUUGGCGUGAAGAAAGGGUACAGAUGAAACUGGUAGAUGCAAAACUCAUGCUCGAGGAAAAGUAUGCAGAGUUGAGCGAGCUUCAAGCAGAUCUAGAUGCAUUUCUCAGAGCACAUUCUGAUUCUAAUGGAAAUAUGUCAUUGCUGAAAGAAGCUGAGGCGUUUAGAGAGGCGGCCAGCUUACUGAAGUUCCAGGACAUUAAGUUCCAUUACCAGCCUCCUCCAUCUUCAGGGGAUAUCUUCUCUGUUUUUGAAGAAUUCCAGCCAAGAGAAGAAACUAUUGAAAGAGAGAUUGACCCAUGCUGUGGUUACAGCCCUGCAAGUCAUGCCUCCAAAAUCCACACGGUGAGCCCUGAAACUGAUAUCUUUCUGGAAAAUCCAAUGAAGAUGAGAGAUGAGGAUCACAGCGACUUGGAGUCCAUGAGCUAUGCUGAGGGGCAGGGUUCUUGUAAUUCUCCAGAGGCCCAUGAAGAAAGCGUUGCAUCAGUUAGUGGAACUGAUUGUGAUAUGAAAAGAGAUAAUGACAGCUUAAACAGUGAAAUUAGUGAAGUUUGUUCAAGAACCACCAGGCAAUCCAGGAAGGUGUCUUCUAUAGGUAGAUUUUGGAGGUCAACUUGUACAAGCAAUGGCAACAAGAAGAAAUUUUCAGUAGGUUUAUCAAAUGAGAACCUAUUGAGAGGUCGGAUGUUGAACGCCACUCUAUCUCCUAACAUGAAUUCAGGUGAAGUUUGCCCAAGCUCACCGAGUGUGGGGCAAGAGUGUUCCUCUAAUUCGAUAAACUCUCAUAUCAGCAGAGGAACAGAAGGUUGCAUCGAAUGAGCAAGGGAGGCAAAGAAUCACAGUUUGAAGGCUAAGCUUCUCGAGGCAAGAAUGGAGAACCGGAAGAUUCAGUUGUGCGACGUUAUGAAACAUAAUUCUUAGGAUGAACAUUGAUCUCCCAAUGGAGAUUGUACUCUCAAUCAAGCUGGUUGAAUUUUGUCUUUAUAGUAGUACUUGUAUCAUAUCUAAAACACGAGUACCAGAGUGUGUGUACGUAUUCCAUGGAAAGUCACUACCACAACUUAGAUUGCA
Molecule: messenger RNA, 7749 nt
Organism: Musa acuminata AAA Group (dessert banana)
Lineage: Eukaryota; Viridiplantae; Streptophyta; Magnoliopsida; Zingiberales; Musaceae
Exons: 4
Coding region: 5467-7497 (676 amino acids)
Source: RefSeq, a predicted model, not a curated record